UGGCUGGCUGGGUGGUUGGCUGGCUGGCUGGCUGGCUGCUUCCUUUUGCUUUUGAGUUGCCACACCCUGCACUCCCUCUGCUUUUUGAAUUCCUUUUCAACAUUCUUUUAUACUUUCAACUUCUUUAAUCCAACACCCAGUGGCUCUAUGACCACCCUUGAUUAAAAAGACAUUCCCAUUCUCCUACCUAGCUAGCUACUACAUUUCUUCUUCUUUUCUCUCUCGCCCUCAAAACCAUUACAUUUUUUCCAUCUGCUUCUUUACAUCAUUCCGAUACUGAAAAACAUUUGAUGAUCGUAUAAACAAGCUUUUCAAUAUGGGAACCCCGGUAAACAUCAUAGUUGGAUCGCAUGUUUGGAUUGAGGAUCCUGAGGAAGCAUGGUUGGAUGGUGAAGUUACAGAAAUCAAGGGCCGAGAUGCCACCAUUACUACCUCGAAUGGAAAAAAUAUAGUUGCAGAUAUUUCAAGUAUAUAUCCAAGAGACACAGAGGCGCCACCAGCAGGAGUCGAUGACAUGACGAAAUUAGCAUACCUCCAUGAACCAGGAGUCUUGCAUAACCUUGCUUGCCGGUUUGCACUCAAUGAGAUAUAUACUUACACUGGGAACAUUCUAAUAGCGGUAAAUCCUUUCCGAAGACUACCACAUCUGUAUGACGUCCACAUGAUGGAGCAGUACAAGGGAGCUGCAUUUGGAGAGCUAAGUCCACACCUUUUCGCUGUGGCAGACACUUGUUACAGAGCAAUGAUAAAUGAACAGGGCAGCCAGUCCAUCUUGGUAAGUGGAGAGAGUGGAGCUGGUAAAACAGAGACAACAAAGAUGCUUAUGAGAUACCUUGCCUUCAUGGGGGGGAGAUCUGCAGGUAGUGAAGGAAGAACAGUAGAACAACAAGUUUUGGAGUCCAAUCCAGUAUUGGAAGCAUUUGGGAAUGCAAAAACUGUCAAAAACAACAAUUCGAGUCGAUUUGGCAAGUUUGUUGAGAUACAAUUUGACAAGCAUGGGAAAAUAUCUGGAGCUGCAGUUCGUACUUAUCUUCUCGAAAGAUCACGUGUUUGCCAAGUCUCUGACCCAGAGAGAAAUUACCAUUGUUUUUACAUGCUCUGUGCGGCACCACCAGAGGAUGUCAAGAAAUACAAGUUAGGGGACCCGAGAACUUUCCACUAUUUAAAUCAAACAAACUGUUACGAAGUUGCAAAUGUAGAUGAUGCAAGGGAGUAUUUGGAGACCAGAAAUGCAAUGGAUAUUGUUGGCAUCAGCCAGGAUGAACAGGAUGCUAUAUUCAGCAUAGUAGCUGCAAUCCUCCAUAUAGGAAACAUUGACUUUGUGAAAGGGAAGGAAGUGGAUUCCUCUAAACUUAAGGAUGAUAAAUCACUCUACCAUCUUCGAACAGCAGCAGAGCUACUGAUGUGUGAUGAGAAGGCACUGGAAGACUCACUUUGUAAGCGGGUUAUAGUGACUCCAGAUGGUAACAUUACAAAACCUCUGGACCCAGAUUUAGCUGUCCUAAGUCGUGAUGCCUUGGCCAAGACCGUAUACUCAAAGCUGUUUGACUGGAUUGUAGACAAGAUCAAUAGUUCAAUCGGUCAAGAUCCUAACGCAGCAAGCUUAAUUGGAGUCCUUGAUAUUUAUGGCUUUGAAAGCUUCAAGAUCAACAGUUUUGAGCAGCUCUGUAUCAACUUAACAAAUGAGAAGUUACAGCAGCAUUUUAACCAGCAUGUAUUCAAGAUGGAGCAAGAAGAGUAUACGCGGGAGGAGAUAAACUGGAGCUAUGUAGAAUUCGUAGACAACCAGGAUGUUUUGGAUCUUAUUGAGAAGAAACCAGGAGGUAUUAUAGCCCUUCUUGAUGAAGCCUGCAUGUUUCCCAAGUCAACCCAUGAGACAUUUGCACAAAAGAUGUACCAGACAUAUAAAGCUCACAAACGCUUCAGCAAGCCAAAACUUGCUCGAACAGCCUUCACAAUCAAUCAUUAUGCGGGAGAUGUUACAUACCAAGCAGAUCAUUUUCUUGACAAAAAUAAAGACUAUGUUGUAGCAGAACAUCAAGCUCUAUUAGAUGCUUCCAAGUGUCCUUUUGUUGCUAACCUUUUCCCUCCACUACCUGAAGAAACAUCUAAGCAAUCCAAGUUCCCUUCAAUUGGUACCCGCUUCAAGCAACAAUUACAAGCUUUGAUGGAGACAUUGAACACAACAGAACCACAUUACAUCAGAUGUGUAAAGCCGAAUACAGUACUAAAGCCUGGAAUCUUUGAGAACUUCAAUGUCUUAAACCAACUAAGAUGUGGGGGAGUGCUAGAGGCGAUUAGGAUAAGUUGUGCUGGUUAUCCAACCAAAAGAACAUUUGAUGAGUUCCUUGAUCGUUUUGGAAUGCUAGCUCCUGAUGUUCUAGAUGGAUCUGAUGAAAAAUCAGCGUGCGUUUCCAUCUUGGACCGGAUGGGUUUGAAGGGCUAUCAGAUUGGGAAAACAAAGGUGUUCCUCAGAGCUGGGCAGAUGGCUGAGUUAGAUGCAAGAAGAGCUGAAAUUUUGGCUAAUGCUGUCAGGCGAAUCCAGAGACAAAUCCGAACAUAUCUGGCCAGAAAAGAGUUCAUCACCCUAAGAAGAGCUACAAUUCAUUUGCAGAAACUCUGGAGAGCACAACUUGCCCGUAAGAUAUAUGAACAUAUGAGGAAGGAAGCAGCUUCUAUCCGUAUACAAAAGAAUGUCUGUGCUCAUAGAGCAAGAACAUUUUACACUAACUUGCAAGCAUCAGCAAAAGUUAUCCAAACUGGAAUGCGAGCAAUGGCAGCACGUAAUGAAUACAGAUACAGAAGAAGAACCAAGGCUGCAACUGUAAUUCAGACGCGAUGGAGAAGAUACCAUUCUCUUUCUGCAUAUAAGCAGCAUAAGAUCGCAACUCUAGCAUUGCAAUGUCUUUGGAGAGCAAGGACAGCUAGGAAGGAGCUUAGAAAGCUCAAAAUGGCUGCAAGAGAAACUGGGGCACUAAAGGAAGCUAAGGAUAAGCUAGAGAAGCGAGUUGAAGAGCUAACAUGGCGACUAGAAUUUGAAAAGCACUUGAGGCUUGAUCUUGAAGAAGCUAAAGGGCAAGAAAUUGCAAAACUGCAAAGUUCAUUACAUGAGAUGCAAGGUCAACUAGAUGAAGCCCAUGCCGCAAUAAUCCAUGAAAAAGAAGCGGCAAAGUUAGCUAUAGAACAAGCUCCACCGGUUAUCAAAGAGGUGCCAGUUGUGGAUAACACCAAGCUGGAGUUACUGAAGAACCAGAAUGAUGAAUUGGAGAAUGAGCUAAGUGAGCUGAAGAAGAAGAUGGAGGAAUUCGAGAAUAAGUGUUCUGAACUUGAGAAAGAGAGCAAAGCAAGAACUAUAGAGGCCGAAGAAUCACACCUGAAAACAAUGAAACUUCAAGACACCAUUGAAAGAUUGGAAUUAAAUUUGUCCAACCUCGAAUCAGAGAAUCAAGUUCUACGACAGCAGGCUUUGGAUGCAUCAACAAAUGAGGAUCACUCUGAAGAAUUAAAAAUACUCAAGAGUAAGAUUGCAGAGCUGGAGUCAGAGAAUGAAUUGCUCCGCAAACAACCAGCAAUUGUGGAACAGGUAGCGACUCCUGAAAGGAUUCUGCCUCAAGUCAAGAGUUUUGAGAAUGGACAUCAAACAGAAGAAGAGCCUCAAAUGACAAAGGAAUCCGGGCCUCCCAUCUCCCUCUUAACUACACAAAGACCCCUAACAGACAGGCAGCAGGAAAACCAUGAUGUACUUAUCAAGUGUCUUACAGAAGAUAAGCGGUUUGAUGAGACCAGACCUGUUGCCGCCUGUGUUGUGUAUAAAUCACUUCUUCAGUGGAGAUCCUUCGAAGCAGAGAAGACAACUAUAUUUGAUAGGAUUAUUCACACAAUUCGAUCAUCAAUAGAGAGUCAAGACAACAUCACUGAUCUAGCAUAUUGGCUAUCGACAACUUCUACCCUUUUGUAUCUGCUUCAAAAUACUCUUAAAGCAAGCAAUACAACCAAAAUAUCUUCACAACGUAACCGAACAUCUCCUGCUACCUUAUUUGGUAGAAUGGCACUGGGAUUCCGUUCAUCUUCAGUUGGCAUGGGAAUGUCAAGUGGGUACAGUGGAAUGGUGGGAAAUGGAAAUGAUCAAUCAAAAGUGGAAGCUAAGUACCCAGCACUGCUGUUUAAGCAACAUCUGACUGCAUACGUUGAGAAAAUAUAUGGGCUGAUCAGAGACAGUGUUAAGAAAGAGAUUGGUCCAUUUUUGAAUUUGUGCAUCCAAGCUCCAAGAUCCAUAAGAGCUAGAUCAAUAAGAGGGUCAUCCAAAAAUAUCCAUUUGAGUAUUGUUGCUAAACAGCAAUCGUCAAAUAUACAUUGGCAAAGCAUUGUCAAUAAGCUAGAUCAGACCUUGGGUAUAAUGACAGAGAACCAUGUCCCUCCUGUAUUCAUAAGGAAAAUCUUUAGUCAGGUUUUCUCAUUCAUAAAUGUACAGCUUUUUAAUAGCUUAUUGCUUCGUCGUGAGUGCUGCUCAUUUAGCAAUGGAGAGUAUGUAAAGGCUGGUUUGCAGGAAUUGGAACAGUGGUGUCUCAAAGCAUCAGAUCAGUUCGCAGGAUCGUCAUGGGAUGAACUCCGGCACAUAAGACAAGCUGUUGGGUUUCUGGUUUCGCAUCAAAAGGCUCAAAAAUCUUCGGAUGAGAUCACAAAUGAACUCUGCCCAAUGUUGAGCAUUCCACAAAUAUAUCGCAUUGGAACUAUGUUCUUGGAUGACAAAUAUGGAACUCAGGGAUUAUCUUCAGAUGUGAUUGGCAGAAUGAGAACCCUAAUGGCAGAAGAUUCAAUAAGCAUGCCUAAUAAUACAUUCUUACUUGAUGUUGAUUCAAGCAUACCUUUUUCAAUGGAAGAGAUAUUCGGAUCCUUGAGUGCAAUCCACUUAUCCAACAUGGAUCCUCCACCGCUACUCCGACAAAGAUCUGAUUUCCAUUUUUUAUUGCAGGAAACACAGACAGAAACAGCCUAAGCGUGCCUUUGAGUUCAUUUUUUUCAUUUAUUAAUUUAUUUGUUUAUAUACAGUUUGUUUUGCUUUAAAGGGGUGAGUGAGGUGACUGAGUGAUUUCUUCUGCAGAAUGUCGUUAUUCUUUUGUUUGUUUACCACAUUCUCAUCAAUUUUUGACAAGUUAGUGUACAUGGUUUUUUGUAAUCACAAUUGUUCCUGGACAAGGAAGAAUUCUUGGCAUCAAAGAAAAAGAAGAUUGUGAUUGUUUA
This is a messenger RNA of Populus euphratica (Euphrates poplar), 5241 nucleotides long. RefSeq names its product myosin-12-like. The record is from RefSeq and is a predicted model, not a curated record. Gene Ontology annotation, molecular function: actin filament binding; microfilament motor activity; ATP binding. Gene Ontology annotation, cellular component: membrane; myosin complex; cytoplasm. The transcript is spliced from 40 exons. Lineage: Eukaryota; Viridiplantae; Streptophyta; Magnoliopsida; Malpighiales; Salicaceae. Gene Ontology annotation, biological process: actin filament organization. The coding region runs from base 317 to 4996 and encodes 1559 amino acids.